UGAAUGUUUGGUGCCCUGGAUAGUCAUGUUUUGUCACACUCACAUGAUGAAGUCUUCGGUGCAGUACAUCACGAAGUCGCGUUGGAGGCUUUUUCGGCCUCUGUUGGCGUGGAAGAUCACGGAUCCGAUGCUGAGUUCGGUCUCCUUCAAGGCGGCCUCGACCUUGGCGGUGCGUGUCCAACCUGAAUCCCAAGCCAUGCCCCCAAUGCCUCAAGCUCCUCUGGUCCCAUCGGGGCAAGUGGCGCCUCUGGAACCUGUCGUGCAGAUCCCCUACGAAGAGCUGCGCGAUCUGACGCCUGCUGCGCUUGACAAGCUUCACAAGGCCUUUGUUGGUGAGCGUGCCUACGGCGCGGUGGCCAUCACGGGGAUUCCGAAUUAUGCUGAGCUCAAACAAGACGCCUUUCGUGCAGGUGUUGACCUGGCUCUGCUGGAUGCGGAAGGGCGCAAACGCUCGGCGGCUGUCAACAAUACAUAUCCUGGUUGGAGUGGGACUCCAGGCAGCGAGACGCACCCGCUUCAGAACAGCUUCCUUUUCAACGUGAAGGAAGAACUGAAUGGUGGCAAAGCGGAUCCGUUCUUUGGCAAGAAUAUUUUCCCAAGCGAGGACUAUCGCGAGACGUGGGUGAAAUUUGUUGAUGUGAUGUACUCGACUUCGUUGCAAAUUCUCCGUGGUUGUGACAAGGUUUUGGACACGGAGAUUUCGCAGUGGCAGAAGGACCGAAGCCUCGAACGUCUUGGAGACGACGGGCCUGCAUUGGCAGGACGCUUUAUUUGUUAUGAUUCAGGUUUUACCAGGGAGGAUCGUUUGUUGGAGACGAGGGAUGGACUGGGCGUUUCACCAGGAAAUUCAAAUGCAAGUUCGAUCGCCGAACUACCCGAACCUAUGCAAAGUCCCAACGAGACAUCAGUGAAAACUGUGGGACAUGCUGGUGAUGGCCUUGCGUCCAUGCGGACGCAUACUACGCCUGUGAAGACGGCCGGUCAUGCUGGUGAUGGCCUUGCGUCCAUGAGGACACAUACUACGCCUGUGAAGACGGCCGGUCAUGCUGGUGAUGGCCUUGCGUCCAUGCGGACGCAUACUACGCCUGUGAAGACGGCCGGUCAUGCUGGUGAUGGCCUUGCGUCCAUGAGGACGCAUACUACGCCUGUGAAGACGGCCGGUCAUGCUGGCGAUGGCCUUGCGUCCAUGCGGACGCAUACUACGCCUGUGAAGACGGCCGGUCAUGCUGGCGAUGGCCUUGCGUCCAUGCGGACGCAUACUACGCCUGUGAAGACGGCCGGUCAUGCUGGCGAUGGCCUUGCGUCCAUGCGGACGCAUACUACGCCUGUGAAGACGGCCGGUCAUGCUGGCGAUGGCCUUGCGUCCAUGCGGACGCAUACUACGCCUGUGAAGACGGCCGGUCAUGCUGGCGAUGGCCUUGCGUCCAUGCGGACGCAUACUACGCCUGUGAAGACGGCCGGUCAUGCUGGCGAUGGCCUUGCGUCCAUGAGGACGCAUACUACACCUGUGAAGACGGCCGGUCAUGCUGGCGAUGGCCUUGCGUCCAUGCGGACCCAUACUACACCUGUGAAGACGGCCGGUCAUGCUGGCGAUGGCCUUGCGUCCAUGCGGACCCAUACUACACCUGUGAAGACGGCCGGUCAUGCUAGUGAUGGGAUGGCAACUAUGCAGACACCCAGUGCCCCUGUGAAGCCAACGUCGACUGGCUAUCCUCUUGAACUGUCUGGCAGUUUGGCGGGCAGUUUGGCUGGCUCUGCCGCUGAAGUUUCUGAAGUUCCGCAGCCGGAAACAGACUACUGGCUGCCAUGGCAUGUCGAUUCCAAUUUUGUAACCAUUCUUCACAAGGAGAUGUAUGCUAGUGAAAUCACUGGCGAAUUCAUCCCUGAGCCACCCGGCUCUGGCUUAAUGUUCAUGAAUGAGGUUGGGGAAACAACCAUGCUGAAUUGCAGCGACCCCAAUGCCUUGCUCCUCCAGAUGGGCGCGUUUGCGCAGAUCUACACAGGUGGCAAACUUAAGGCUUGCCGCCAUGCUGUGCUGAAUCCAGUGAAACCGGGUGUGGCACGCUUUAACUACUGCAACUUUUGGUAUGUGCCGUGGGACACACUUUGUACAGCUCCAGAAGGCAUGGAGGCCGCGGCUGUGAAUAAGGGAUGGAAUGCGAUGAUGGACGAAAGUUACUUGAACAUCACCAUGAAGCAAAGCUUCACGGCAUUCCGACAGUUCAUGGUCUCACCGGAGGCGCGCGUGCAGUUUUCAGACUCUCAGCGCUUCAAGGAACUUUCGGCCCUUCUUCCCAUCGUACGUCGGAAGCAAGGAGAUGGCAGUGGGCCCGACAUCCAAGUGGACUUGCUCACCGACGUGCGAUGCCCUUUUUCGUUCAUCAGCCAAAUGAAUCUCCAAGCUGCAAUUCAAAAUAUGGGGCUGCAAGACUCAGUGGUGGUCCGCUACCACCCAGUUUUCCUAAAUCCGAACGUGCCAAAGGAAGGCGAGAGCCUUGAUGAUUAUCUUUGGCGAGAGUUUGGAUACACCAAGGACUACGCGCAUUCGGAGGACUAUCCGCUUCGGCGCUACGGUCGUGAAGCAGGUGUUGAAAUGAAUCCCAACCGCCGUGUCGUGAACACCUUUGACGCAUUCUGCGUCAUCCAUGCUGCACAGGAGAAGGGCCUUCAGCAUGAGCUGGUGCAGUUGCUUUCUCGCUGGUACUUUGAGGAAGCCAAGGACAUCUCCGAUGCAUCGGUGCUGCGCGCGGCGGCUGAGGCCGUCGGCCUGGACGGUGAGGCCACGAUGCAACGCAGCCAGGAGCUGCGCGGCGCCGUCCAAGACCGCUACGAGGAGUUCUCCGCAAUGCUGGGUGAAGUGCCACACUUCUUAUUGCGAGAACAGGCCUCUGGUAAUGGAUUGGAACUUGGGGGUCUCCGGUCCGUGGAUGCGUGGGAGCAGGUGCUGCAGCAGGUCAUGGAGCGGGGCAAGUUCAUGGGCAUGACCAUCGAUGGCCCCCACGGACGACAGGUCCGCCUUGACCAAGCGAAUCCCUUCACACCGGUGAGUCAUGCGUUGCCAGCACAGCACGGAUGGCUGCCAACUGCUUGGCCAUACAAGGAGGAGGACUUCUCCCGCAUGGACGAGCGUCCAGAUGACCAGAUGUACGCCGAGCCACGUUUGGCGGAACACUUGGAUCUCGACUCCUUGCAGAGUAUCACUGACACCUACGAGGCCAUUUUCAAGGCUUGUCCCGAUGGCUUCAAGGUCCUAGAUCUGUGCUCCAGCUGGAACUCCCAUUAUCCAGCAGAGAUUCAACGGGCGUCCCAGGUGGCGGUGCACGGUCUGAACUCUGUCGAGUUGGAGAUGAACGAAGUGGCAACGGAACGCCACAUUCAGGAUUUGAACGAGCAGCAGAAGUUGCCAUGGGCCGACAACACCUUCGAUGGUGCCACCCUGGCACUCAGCGUACAAUACUUGACAAAGCCUCGUGAAGUUUUUGCAGAGAUGCAGCGCGUGUUGAAGCCGGGAGGGAUGGCCAUGAUCGUCUUCUCCCAUCGUUCCUUUAUUGAGAAGGCGGUGCGACUUUGGGCUGCCGAGCCGGACGAUGGCGAGGGCCAUGCUCAUGCUGUGUGUCGCUACUUCCAACAUGGCCCAGAGAAGGGCUGGGAGAAGCUGAACACUAUGGAUGUGAGUCCUCGACAUGGCGACCCGGUUUGGGUUGUGACUGCAGUGAAACCAACGCACUGAAACUCGCUGUGAAAUCUCAGAAACUCGCUCGAUGUAGGCAGCAUUUGCCGCAUCUGCCGCAUAUGUGAUUUACAGGGAAUCGAUGCUUGUGAUUUUACAUGCCAUUUUGACGUUCGCUCGGGUGGUUGCACAGUGUGAAAGCAGAAGUUG
Messenger RNA from Cladocopium goreaui, 3880 nucleotides. The record is from the annotation of a GenBank genome assembly. Lineage: Eukaryota; Dinophyceae; Suessiales; Symbiodiniaceae.